This is a messenger RNA of Esox lucius (northern pike), 1706 nucleotides long. Its product is annotated as endonuclease domain-containing 1 protein-like. Lineage: Eukaryota; Metazoa; Chordata; Actinopteri; Esociformes; Esocidae. Gene Ontology annotation, molecular function: metal ion binding; nucleic acid binding; hydrolase activity. Bases 171 to 1448 code for a protein of 425 amino acids. The record is from RefSeq and is a predicted model, not a curated record. The transcript is spliced from 3 exons.
CAUGACCUCCAUUUGUGUCAGAUAUCCUUUGGUGGUAGACUUACUGAUCUGAGGUCAGAGGCACAAGUUGACUGAGGUAAAGAAUACUUUAUAAAGGGACUGGUCUUUGAAGGGCUUACAACCCACACAGGAAAAGGACCGUCUGAAGCAGGAAACCAAGGGUUUGAAUCAUGGUGACUCUGUCUCUCGUGUAUCUGGGUCUGCUCUCCUUGUGGGGGGUCAGAGGGGAAGUAGCUCCAAAUUUCAACAACUGCAAAGAGUUUUUCUUCAGAGAGAAGCCAGUGUCCGGUCUGAACAUAACCCUGCCCACUCCAGUUGAGCCCAACACACAGAACUUACCUAAUCCUGAGAAAUGUCUCUCUGCUUACAAUGCUGCCUCUCCUGCCUACAUCUGUCAGAUUUACAACAACCAAUAUUACUUUGCCACUCUGUAUGACAGAGCAAGGAGGAUCCCUUUGUACUCUGCAUAUAAAAUGGAUAUGAAAGCGAAACCCGAAAGGAUGGGGUCCAUAGUAAAUUAUGAACCACAGCUUGUGCAUCCUGAACUAGCACAAAAUCAGAUGAACAAGAGCAGAUGCUUAAGAGAGAUCCAGAAUUACAACAAAAAAGAGACUAAUAGCUGCCCAGAAAAAGAUAAAUACAAAAAAUACAAACAAAACUACAAACUUAACUGGAGCCAGGCUGUCGAUGAAGACUACAGUAGUAGUCAAGGCAACUAUACACGUGGGCACUUGAACCCUGCAGGGCACCAUCAGCAAGAUGCCUCCCAAGCCACCAUGACCUUCACCAACGUAGCUCCGCAAAACCCGACAAUGAACCAGGUCCACUGGAACCAGUAUGAGCAGAAGCUGAAGGUUUUGAAUCAGGACUGUAGUAAUGUGUAUGUUGUGACGGGGGUGGUCCCAGGCAAAGAGUGGCUGAACUAUCGAGUCAACGUUCCGAGUCACUACUGGAAUGCCUUCUGCUGCACUGACAACAACAAUAAACCUCUCUGGUCUGGAGGUGCCUUGUGUCCUAACACACAUGAGGGUCGAGUUACAGAGUAUAACACUGUUGCAGAGCUUCAGAAUGUGCUUGGAAAGGACUUUGACAUUGAAUUAAACAUUUUUUUUAACCGCUGUCAAUUCAAUGAAAGUUACAGUGUGCCCUAUUGGAAAUGUUUUUUAAUUCUGGUCAUAUGGAUAAUUGUCCGAACCUGCAAAAAAAUGCAAAUGAAAAGAAUUGUAUGUAUAAUUUCAUAUAAAUUAAUGCCAAUACUUUCCCGAACAAAAUUUCCCCUUAGUACAUUAACAUCAUUCAAGGGUAUUACACAAAAUUAUUCACAACCAACAAGUAACAUCAACAUGGAUACACAUUUGUCCCAUCAUAAAUCAAUGAAAUCCAAAAAGGUUUUUGGCCUUGUCCUAUGUACACAGAGAUUUCUCCGGCAUCACAGAAUCUUUUCAUGAUAUUAUGUACCAUAGGUGAUGAAUUCUCAAAAUUGCUAUAUUUCCUAUGCAACUCUCUUGCAAUUUUUUGUUGAGAAACUAUGUUCUUAAAUGUCACUGACCUGUUACCAAUAAUCUAAUUAGUUGUGGAUAUUCCAUCAGGUUUAGUUUUUUUAGCAUUACACAUUUUAUCCAGUCUUUAGUUGCCUUUUAAUUUAUAUGUCCACUCUUUUUUUUUUUCUUUUUUUUUUGAAAGGUGUUGCUGGCAUCAAAUUCAGG